GGUCUCUGCUCAGCCUGUGGGGGAUGGGGAAAUGGCAGGCACUGUCUUGUGUAUCUGGUGAAGAAUAAGACAGACUUGGACACACACCCACAUUCUGGGGUCUGACCCAGCUAGCUCCAGGAAGCUGUGUGUCUCAAGCUCUGUCCCACAGGGUCUCCAUGGUUCCUUACUGCCUGUCUGCUAUUUCUCUUGUUCUUUCUCAGGGGGCGGGGCACCUCCUGGUGCUUGUAGACUCUGGCUUCUGUGUACUUCCUUAGGUUAUCUGGACAGUUACUUCACAACCAUUUGGACAAAGCAAGCUGCUCUGGCCCUGACAUUUUCUGCAAGGACACAAUCUGCUGUCUCCCUACUGGAGAUGUGAGGCGUCUAGGGGACCCUUGCUGGGCCCUAGAGAAAGAGGAUUCCAGCACUGGGCUGCCGCUGGAAUCAUGCCAAGUCCUUUGGCGGUAGGAGGGACCUAGAUGUUUGGGGCAAGAUCAGUAGAGAGAAGCGCCAUAGGAAAUCUGAACAUCCAGGCCUGGGGGGGACUGGGCCAGCCACCAGGAGAGAAGUGCUAUAUAAGGCCCUGGAAUGGGAGGGAAAGGGAGGAAGGUCACGGAAGGAGCCCAGUCCAGGUCUUCGGACCUGGUAGGUAACUGUGUUUGAGGGGAGGGUGAUGAGGGAGUGGCUGCUCCAGGAGGAGGGUUGUGUGCUUUGGGGAAGCCCUUGAACUUGACCCUGGGAGAAGCAUGAAGUCCUGACCCUUGUGUUCCCUCCUGGGCUUCCAGAUCACCAGGAGCAGGACAGGGAAGACAUCAUCCAAGAUCCCUCAAAACCCCUAGCCAGGGGACACUCAUCCAAGAAGGUAGACGGGGGCCAGGUCCAAGGCAGGUUCAGAGCAGACCAAGAGAGCCUUCCUCCACCCUCCAGCUUUGAGGACCCAGGGUCUCCUGCACACUAGGGAAGUGCUCUACCUCUGAGCCACAUCUGCAGCCAGUCUCUCAUGGAAAAAUGAGCCCCUCAGUGCAGAGGCUUUGAGCCAUGUGUGUGGGGGGGAGUCACCCAAAACUCCAUCUCAUCAUGUCUGCUCACCUCCCCAGCUCUGUUUGGCACACAGUCCUCAUGGCUCUGGGGACCUGCAGCUAUGAAGCAGAAAGAACGAGAAAGAAGCCAGCCCUCCUGUCACACCUGUAGCUGUGGCAAGAGUCCCCAGAAGUCCUUUAGCAGCUGCCCUUUGUGUCUGGCCUGUGUCACAUGGUCACUGUUAGCUUGAGCAUGCUCCACACCAAGGAUCCUGAUGUUCACUGUCCAAGAGGAGAAUCAGGCUUGGGGGAGGGGCAGAGGAGUGGCCUCUGUACCAGUGAACACAGGUCAGGGACCUUGGGAGCCACUGUGCUGCUGUGACGAGGUCAGGGUCCAAAACCCAGCUGCUGAGGAAAGGAAGCUUUGGGAGCCACAGGCAUCUCUGACAGGCCUCACGGGGACACCUCACAGAAGUAUCGGUUCAUUCACUCCUCCUCUCGAGACACUGACAAUGUACGCCUGUACAUUCCAUGUCCACCAGUCCAAGAUCCCAGGGACAUGCCUGCCAUAGCUGAACCAGUCAGGUGUCCUCAAGGAGGGAGAAGGCUCACCUUGGGAUCAUGGUUUUAGUGGGGGUUUUGGGAGAUGCCACUGAAGGACCUGGUCUUUGGUGAGCUUGGUUGGAGGAGUGUCUACAGGGUCUGCAGAAACCUCCGGAUGGAUCUGUGCAGAGGUGACUCCAUACAUCCUGUGUCUGCAAAGAGACAGACAGAGAGGGGACAUCCUCAAAGUUUCAGUUGCUCUUGAAGGCUGAAAGGGAGCGGCCCUCUCACAGGAUGAUGAACACCCGUACACCACUCUCUGCCUGCUUCUCAAAGUGAGGUCACGGUACAGGGCUCCCCAAUUAGCUGUGUCCCUAUGGGUGUGCGGGUGUUCAUGUCUGUUUGUGGAUGUCUAUCAUGUGUGUGUGUGUGUGUGUGUGUGUGUGUGUGUAUUUGAAAACUGGACAAGAGAGGCUAUAACCUGCCAUUGCUCUCAGACGUGCUGAAACAUCAGAGUUUCAACUGUAGGAAGAGACUUUGAGAGGCCAUGGUGUAGUCAGUGAUGUCAGGAACUGGGGACCCAGUCAGAGCCCCUAACCAUCGAUCCUAGCCACAGUAGAGAUGGUCUCCAAGCAACCUCCCACAGUAUUUGGGAGCCUUGACUCACCUGAGAUUAGCUGCAAGAACACAGGGGUGAAAAUCCUGGUCUGAGGCCAUGUGGAUGUGGUUGUGCCUCUUCCUUUAGCUCAGCUAGGGGAAAGCAGAAAUCAGGAAGACCUAAGUGCGACCUCAUUUCCACCACUCACAAAGGUGAGUCCUUUCCACAAAUCUGAACCUCACUCCUCUCCCUGGAAAACAAGAACAAAAAUACUGGCAUUGUUGUGACAGUCUUUAAGGCAUCUGUGACCAUGUGUGGAAAACACCUAAACAAAAAUCUGAAUCGGGGUCCCUGGACUCCAAACCCACCCUAGUGACAAAGGUCAUAGGUCACACACAGCCUAAAACAACUGUGUAAAAUUCUCCCCAUCUCUCUGAGUGGGUGUCAAGGCCACAGUUGGGUCUCAGUUCCAAGAUAGGUCAUUAUGGGUCUGCAAAGCCCCUGGAAGGGAAAGGCACGUUCCUUCUGGAGGGGACAAAGACACCAAAGUACCCUUGUGGAGACCCCUAUGAGGCCUGUGUCAUUAGUGCUGAUCUGUUUUGGUGUUCUUGUGAGUGCAGUCCUAUACUCUGCUCAUGCCAGGCGGUCAUAAGACCCCAGCCCUCUGCAUAAUAAAGGGGAGGUCUGUCUCUGCCCCCAAGGCAACAGUCCUAGGCAGGCGGAUGGAUCCAAUUUCAGGAUGAGUAUUUUCCCCCAGGGAGGGCGUUCGGGUGGGCAGCUCUCAUGGGAUUUGUCACACUAAGCGCAAUGACCACACGGCAACCUGAAAACAAGAAGCUUCCCUCUUGGUGCCCUCUCAGGUCCUGCCCCAUGGAUAUCUUCUUGGCGGCUUUUAACCUGAGCCUUGGUUCUCUGCUCAACUAUACCUACAAGGUUGCUUUUGGUCACCAUGUCUGUCACAGCAACCGAAACCCUACCUCAGCCAAUAUCAGAAAGACAGAAGACGGUAAUUGAGACUGUUACCCCAGACUUGGCCACUUUUCUUCCUCUUAAAACUGAUGGAAAAUAGAAACCCAAAUGCCUCUGGGCCGUGAGUGAGGCUGCAGGCCGUUUUGCCUGCUGUCUGUUUCCUGCAGCUGCCCAGAGCCCGUUCCCUUCCUGGCUGGAGCUCACAGGGCAGCAUCUGAGAGCAAGAGAGCCGACACCACCCUGGCUUUACGAUGACUCCACCCUCACUCACUCCCGACCCACCAACUGGCAAGUCUAGUUCACAGUUUACAGACAGAGGACACCAGGGAUCUCUAUGCAGAAAAGAGGAGAGCUCCAAAUGUCACCAGAGAAUCCCUCAGAGCAGACUCUGUGUGGAGGGCAGCCAUGCACAGCUCCGCAGCCCAUGAGGCCUGAGGCCCAGAGCAGGUGUCUGCCUGUGUCUCAGAUGUGCGGCUGCUGACUGGGUCCACACAGGGAAGGAGGGCUAGGGGCUAGCCAUUCCUGCCGACAGGAAGAUUCCUUGCCUGGGCAUCUGAAGAGCACUGAGAAAAACCUGUUACCAUCCUGUGGCCUGCCCCGAGGACCCAGAAGAAAUCAUGGCAAAACGAGUGGGACUAUGCUUUGUUGAAGAAGUCACUGAUUAUCUCACGGACACCCUCCUCAGAGAGGAUCUGAAGCGGCUGAUAACUGAAGAUCGAUACUGGAAGGCAUUUGUGGAGGCAGCAGAGUUGUCAAGAGAGGAGGAAGCUGCCCUGCGUGCUGCACUGAAGGGACAUUUAUCACAGGAGCCCGCAGAUAAAGAUGACAGGUGUCAAUGGGAGCUGCAGAGAAAGAGGUUCCUGGAAGUAUUCCCUUGGUUGAAAAGCAAACUUGAAGAAGACAUCAGGAAGCUUCACGGGCUGGCUGACCACCUCGACGAGGUGCACUGGGGCUGCACCACCUCCAAUGUGGUGUCCAGCUCUGCUGGCAUUGGCGCUGGAGCCCUGUACCUCUGUAGUUUAGCUCUGACACCCGUUACAGGAGGGCUCAGUCUGGUGCUCUCAGCAACUUCCUUGGGGCUGGGAGUGGCAGCAUCUCUAAAUAGUCUUACAACCACCGUUGUGGAAGAAUUAAACAGACUGUCAGAUGAGUCUGAAGCCAAGCGCCUGGUGGGAGCCAGCAUGGAUACUCUGGAAGAGAUUAUGAAGAUCACGCCUAAAAUGAGUGUCAAGCUUUAUAAAACACCUGGAGAAGUUGUUGAUGACUUGAGGUCCCUCAGGGUUCAUAUCCAAGCUCUCAGGAUAGCCAGAGCCAGCACUCGCUCUGCCCAAGGUUCUAGGCAGGUGGGAAGGGCUUCAUCCAGCUCUCUUCUCCCAGUGACCAGGGGAGCCAGGAUUACAGCAGCGAGCUUUACCAGUAUCUUCCUUGUGUUGGAUGUGUAUCACCUUGUGAAAGACUCAAUGCAUUUGUAUGAUGGGGCAAAGACAGAGUCGGCUGGAGCACUUCGGAACCUGGCUCACAAGCUGGAAGAGAGGUUACAUGAAUUUAAGAAGAUCCACAAGGCUCUAUAAUAAGACCUGCCUCAGUGACCCCACCCCAGGCUCUCCAGGUGGCAUGGGCUCUGUUUGUGUUCUUGCAGUUAGAGCUAGAGGUGUCCUAAUCACCACCAUAUGAGUCUGUAGCCCUUUCUGGAGAGUUGAAGGGUCUAGAAAUGUUCUGUUCCAUUCCUGGGUUUGGUCAUGAGAUGCCCGUCAUGGUUGGCUUGUGGCCCAGGGGACAUUUACAUGGUCCUGCCUCUCACUGUGUUUCUCUCCAACAAGUGAAAGUCAUGCCGAUGAAAGAGGAAGAAUAAAAGUUAGAAAAGUUUGUUUUA
Messenger RNA from Meriones unguiculatus (Mongolian gerbil), 4984 nucleotides. Its product is annotated as apolipoprotein L3-like. The record is from RefSeq and is a predicted model, not a curated record. Gene Ontology annotation, molecular function: lipid binding. Lineage: Eukaryota; Metazoa; Chordata; Mammalia; Rodentia; Muridae. Gene Ontology annotation, cellular component: extracellular region; membrane. Gene Ontology annotation, biological process: lipid transport; lipoprotein metabolic process. The coding region runs from base 3729 to 4682 and encodes 317 amino acids. The transcript has 7 exons.